AAAGUAGAGGUCGCCUGGUACCUGGUGGAGUUCGCAUAUUCGAGACUAGGACUUUCCACUAGUUUUACAGACAUCGGUAUAUGUUGUUCCACCUUGUCUUGGUAAAAGUAUUUAUUGUGUCUUUCCUACCUCCGACUGGUAUCCACUGUUCGCGAGACAUGACCACAGUGUGCAGAGACCACAUAUGGCGGUAUAUCAGCUAUGAAUGCAUAGUACCCUUGCAUGUCUGACAUCGACGGCAUCGUUUACCCUUAAGCAAUAUCCUAAGCAACGAUACUACAGCCAGCCAGGUAGAGGGAGUUGGUCCCGACACAUAUUCAUACAUUUUUUAUAAGAUUUUUAGAAUAGAAGUUUAGAAAUUAAACGCUGACCCUUGUACAUAUUUCCUUCAUUUUCAUAGAAUUGGAGAAAUCCAUAGAUUUUUAUCCGCAAUUGUCAAAUCAAACAACCUCCAAUUGGCAAUUGGCAUUAAGCCAAGGUGAUUCAUAACACCCGCAAUACAACAAAAUGUAAUAUCGAUUUCUAAAUUGUUGCAGUGAUAAUACCUAAAAAUCAUAAACCAUGACCGACCCGAAAUCAGAAAUCGAAAACGUCCGCGUUUUCAUAAGAGUACGUCCUUUGAGUAAGAAAGAAAAAAGUGAUGAUCAUCAAAACAUAGUGCUAGUAGAUACCUCAGAAAAUCUUAUAGUUCUCAAUAAAGAUGGAAAUGGAGAAAAAAGAAAACCGUAUAAGUUUGACCAGAUAUUCGCUGAAGAUUCAACACAAAUGGAUUUGUACAGGAUUAUUGCUGCACCAAUUGUGGAGAAAGUAUUGCAUGGUUACAAUGGAACGAUUUUUGCCUAUGGACAAACAGGCACCGGUAAAACUUACACCAUGGCCGGUAAUAUGACGACCACAGAAUCCAAGGGCAUAAUACCAAACGCUUUUUCCCAUAUAUUCACUCAGAUAUCUAGAUCAAGUGAAGAGAAAUCGUUUGUUGUAACUGUCACGUACUUGGAAAUAUACAAUGAGGAAGUUCGUGACCUAUUAUCUUCGAAUCCAAAUAAAAAACUUGCCAUUCGUGAACGAACAGAUGUUGGAGUUUACGUUAAGGACCUCAUGGGAUUUACAGUGGACUCUGUAGAUUCCAUAACAGAAUUAUUGAAUAGAGGUAACAAAAACCGAGUGACACGAUCUACACUAAUGAAUGAUGUUAGUAGCAGAUCACAUGCAAUUUUUACUAUCACUAUUGAGUCCAGAAAUAACACUGAUAACAAAACAACAGUUGGAAAAUUAAAUUUGGUAGAUUUAGCAGGAUCUGAAAGAGCAAGUAGGACUCAGGCAACAGGAGAUAGGUUGAGAGAAGCCAGUAAUAUAAAUUUAUCUCUUUCUGUACUUGGUAAUGUUAUUUCAGCUUUGGUUGAUGGGAAAUGUACACAUAUUCCUUAUAGAAAUUCUAAGCUAACUAGGUUACUUCAAGAUUCUCUUGGUGGUAACUCAAAAACAGCUAUGAUCGCUAUGAUAAGUCCUUGUGAUUUGGAUUUUGAAGAAAGCACUUGUACUCUUCGGUAUGCAGCUAGAGUGAAACAGAUUCAGAAUCAUGCCUAUAUUAAUGUAGAACAAAGGGGACUUAUUGAAGGCUUUGAACAAGAGAUUGCUGAUUUGCAGCAAAAGAUAAUGGAGCUUUCUACCCAAGAUUUACAACCAACUAAGAAAAGACGUGAGAAAUCAGCAGUGGAAGCAAGAAAUGAAGAAUCCCAAAAAUGGAAGGCAGAGUUAGAAAAAACUGAGAAGGAAAAGACAGACUUGGAACAAAAAAUUUCUAUGAUCCAAAAAAAAAUCCUUGUUGGUGGAAUAAACCUAUUGGAAAAGGCCCAAGAACAAGAGUUUGAACUCAAGAGUACAGAUGCAGUACUUGAAAGUCUUGACAAAAGUCAUCAGGAAUUGCAAGAAAAACUGGAAAAAACUGGUGCUGAGAAGAUAGAUUUCAAGGAAAAAUAUGCUACUUUACAAGAAGAGGAAGCAGCUCUCACUAAAAAAAUUAAAAAAAUUCAAGCUCUAUUAAAUGAAUUUAAAGAAGAAUACAAAGACAAAGAACAUGAGUAUCAAAGGGAAAUGGAAGCUUUGCUGGAUAACAAUCGUCUACUGAUGAGAGAGACUCAACUUGCCGCUUUAAUCAUUGAUAGUUACAUACCUAUUGAAUACACUCAGAAAAUCGAGCAGAAUCUUAUUUGGAAUAUGGAAAGUCAAGAGUUCCAGAUGAAAGGUGUUGCCUACACAGGAAAUAAUAUGAGAAAACACAAAAUCCACAGCACAGAAUUUGACGUUGCAUAUAGACAUGAUCUAAAACCUGUUUACCAUAAGUACGCAGAGAAAAGGAGAGAAAAAAGGAUAUUAGAGAAAAAGACUUACUCUGCAUUGGCAAAAUAUGGAAAGUAAUUUGAAAUUAAGGUAUGAAAGGGUGGAAUUGGGUUUAAGGUUGUGGAUUUAAUAAGAUAAAAACAAUAAUUUUCCAUUGAUUUCAAGGAUCAAGUUCACAUAAAUAAACAUGUUAAUUACAUUCCUUUCUAGAUUGCUUUUAAUAUCUGAUGAUUGCUCAUGGAAUUGUAAAAUUUGAGGAAUUUUUUCUUUUGAAUCAUUUUUAACUCAUUAUUUUAAGAGUUUACUCAUGGCAAUAAGUUUAAAUUGAUUUUUCCUUUAUACUUUUAACAUGUUUUAUUAUGACUCUUGAUCUAAACCUAACAAUUUUAAAUGAGGAUGAAGAUGAUUAUAGAUAUAUCGUCGGCUAAGAGUGUAAAUCUGCUAUGUCCAUAAUGAACAAUUUUACAGGAGACCAAAAAAACCGUACAGUAAGUGUUAUAAUAAUA
Molecule: messenger RNA, 2846 nt
Organism: Harmonia axyridis
Lineage: Eukaryota; Metazoa; Arthropoda; Insecta; Coleoptera; Coccinellidae
Gene: Klp64D
Product: kinesin-like protein KIF3A
Exons: 3
Coding region: 562-2418 (618 amino acids)
Biological process (GO): microtubule-based movement
Molecular function (GO): microtubule motor activity; microtubule binding; ATP binding
Source: RefSeq, a predicted model, not a curated record